Molecule: messenger RNA, 1786 nt
Organism: Bactrocera latifrons
Lineage: Eukaryota; Metazoa; Arthropoda; Insecta; Diptera; Tephritidae
Gene: Aldh7A1
Product: putative aldehyde dehydrogenase family 7 member A1 homolog
Exons: 4
Coding region: 104-1756 (550 amino acids)
Molecular function (GO): aldehyde dehydrogenase (NAD+) activity
Source: RefSeq, a predicted model, not a curated record
CGAGCACACUAUGAAACACUCAGUUCGGAAGUAAAAGCAAGCUAAGACGGUCCUGUGUUAAUUUAUAAAAAAUAUUUAAAAUUUCGUAUAAAAAAUCGUUUACAUGAUGUCACUGCUGAAGCAUUUGAAACGAUCAAUCUUGCUGAAGAGCAAUCAGACGGCACUGGCUGUGCACUCAUGCUUCUUUCACAAAAGCUCUCCAUUAGAAUCUAAGAAUGACUAUCUAAUUGAUUCACCUGAGUAUGAUUUCCUCAAGGAUAUUGGUAUAGAACRCGAAAACUGCGGUGUAUAUAAUGGAGUGUGGAAAGGUUCUGGAGAGGUAUUAACAUCUAUAGACCCAGGAACUGGACGCAAGAUCGCUAACGUUCGUGUGGGAACAUCUGAAGAAAUGAAUGAGGCGAUAAAAGUUGGAGUGAAUGCAUACCAGCAAUGGUGUCAGGUGCCAGCACCUGUACGUGGAGAUAUUAUACGUCAAAUCGGCGAAGAAAUGCGCAAAUAUAAAGAGCCUUUGGGAAAGCUUGUAAGCUUAGAAGUUGGAAAAAUAUUCAGCGAAGGACAAGGCGAAGUUCAAGAGUUUAUUGAUAUUUGCGAUUAUGCGGCAGGGCUUUCGCGAAUUUACUCAGGACAGGUAAUCAAUUCUGAACGACCGGAGCAUACAAUCUUGGAAGCGUGGCGUCCUUUAGGCUUGGUAGGCAUUAUAUCAGCCUACAAUUUUCCGAAUGCCGUCUUUGGUUGGAAUGCUGCAAUCGCUUUGACAACUGGAAAUAGCGUUCUUUGGAAGGGAGCCCCAACUACGUCUCUAGUCUCAGUAGCGACCAUGAAAAUCCUUUCUGAAGUUUUGAAACGUAAUAACUUACCACCCAUUGCAGUGCUUUGCCAAGGAGGUGCCGAUGUGGGUCAGAAACUUGUUAACGAUUCUAGAGUGAAACUUGUGUCGUUUACUGGCAGUUGCGAAACUGGUCGCAACGUUGGAGUGGAGGUCCAAAAACGUUUUGGCAAAGUUAUAUUGGAAUUGGGUGGUAAUAAUGCUUUGAUUGUAGACCAGGAUGCUAAUUUCAACAUGGUAUUAGAAGCUGCACUCUUCGGUUGCAUUGGUACUUCCGGCCAGCGUUGCACCACAACACGUCGUAUUAUCGUACAUGAGAAACUAUAUGAUCGCCUGGUUAAGGAAUUGGUAGUCAAAUACAAACAAGUUCUUCCAAAGGUGGGUCAUCAAUUAGAUCCUAAUACACUGGUUGGUCCAGUGCAUUCUCAACAAAAUAUUGAACAUUAUAAAGCCGCCAUUGUCGAAGCUGUCAAGCUCGGCGGAAAAGUUGCAUUUGGCGGAAAAGUGAUCGAGUCUGAAGGUUUCUAUGUGGAACCGACUAUAAUAACUGAUUUGCCACAUGAUUCGCCAAUAGUGCAUCGUGAAACUUUUGCUCCAAUUGUUUACAUUCUUAAAGCUAAAUCUAUUGAAGAGGCUAUCGAAUGGAAUAACGAAGUAGAUCAAGGUCUGUCUUCUGCGAUAUUUACGGAGAACAUAUCGAAUGCGUUUAAGUGGAUUGGCGCACAAGGCUCUGAUUGUGGCAUAGUAAAUAUAAAUACUACAACUAAUGGAGCAGAAAUAGGCGGAGCUUUUGGUGGCGAAAAACACACUGGUGGAGGUAGAGAAUCCGGUUCCGAUGCAUGGAAACAAUACUGCAAACGUUCGACAAUAACACUAAAUCAUUCCGGAAAAUUAGCAUGUGCACAAGGUGUGGUUUUCAAUGUAGAAUAAACGAAGUAAUUUUUAUUAUUAUACCAUAAA